Molecule: messenger RNA, 402 nt
Organism: Seminavis robusta
Lineage: Eukaryota; Bacillariophyta; Bacillariophyceae; Naviculales; Naviculaceae
Source: the annotation of a GenBank genome assembly
AUGCCAUCCACCCAUACCCAUGCAUCGUGGAUUUGCCAUUUUGGAAAGUUGGAGUGGAAACAUAUUUGUCAUGGAUAUCAGUCAUUUGGUUGCCAAGGUACCGGACACGGCUGGUAUGGUACCAUUCAAAUCAAAAACGAGGACCAGGAUUCUACAAAUACGUGGCCACCUAUGGAAUGCGACAAAAAGCAGUUCAUGUUGGGAGUUGCCGUAGACCCUCACCACCAAUCUACCGGUAUACGGGAGGACAUUAUUGCAGAAUCCGAUGCAUGCAUCAAUUUCCACACUGGCAUGGUCCAGUGGGAAUUACCAGACCAACAGCUAUGUUCUGCCUGCCAUCACCUAUCGUACUCAACAAUGCAACGCUCUCCGGGCACAUCUAUGCCCUUGGUAGGCCACUAG